Molecule: messenger RNA, 4248 nt
Organism: Gadus morhua (Atlantic cod)
Lineage: Eukaryota; Metazoa; Chordata; Actinopteri; Gadiformes; Gadidae
Gene: nav2a
Product: neuron navigator 2a
Biological process (GO): neurogenesis; nervous system development
Molecular function (GO): ATP hydrolysis activity
Source: RefSeq, a predicted model, not a curated record
CUGCGGAGCUCCUUCAAGCAGGCCUUCAGCAAGAAGAAGUCCCCCAAGUCGGCCUCCUCGCACUCGGACAUCGAGGAGAUGGCCGACUGCUCGCUGCCCUCCUCGCCCAAGCUGUCGCACAACGGCUCUGCGUCGGGCGGCCACAUGCUCAGGAACACCCACUCCAACUCCAUCCUGUCGGAGUGCCUGGACAGCGAGGCGGAGACGGUGAUGCAGCUGCGCAGUGAGCUCCGGGAGAAGGAGAUGAAGCUGACGGACAUCAGGCUGGAGGCGCUGAGCUCCGCCCACCAGCUGGACCAGCUCCGCGAGGCCAUGAACCGCAUGCAGAUCGAAAUCGAGAAGCUGAAGUCGGAGAACGACCGUCUGAAGCUGGACAGCCACGGCUGCAGCCGGGCCGGCUCCCAGGUCUCCAUCUCCUCCUCCCCUCACCACACCACCCAGAACCCAGGCCCCGGGCCGGGCCUGUCGGAGCACAGCCUCAACCUCACCACCAGCGAGUCCACCAGCCUGGACAUGCUCCUGGACGACACCAGCUGCGACGGGGGGGGAAGGAAGGAGGGGAGGCACGUCAAGAUCGUGGUCAGCCUGGACCACGAGGACAGCCAGUGGGCGGAGCAGGAGAUUCGGCCACGGGACUUCCUGAUUGGCUGCAUCGGAGUGAGCGGGAAGACCAAGUGGGACGUCCUGGACGGGGUGGUCCGGCGGCUGUUCAAGGAGUACGUGACCCACGUGGACCCCAGCAGCCAGCUGGGUCUGUCCACGGACAGCGUGGAGGGCUACCGCAUCGGGGACAUCCAGCGGCUGAGCGCGCACGGCUCGGCCCAGGCCCCGGAGCUGCUGCCCUGCGGCUACCUGGUGGGGGACAGCAACACCAUCAACAUCCGCCUCAAAGACGUGAACUGCGACAGCGUGGACUCCCUGGUGUUCGACACGCUGAUCCCGCGCCCCGUGCUGCAGCGCUACGUCUCUCUGCUGCGGGACCACCGCCGCAUCAUCCUGUCGGGGCCCAGCGGCACGGGCAAGACCUUCCUGGCCCACCAGCUCUCCCGCCACCUGCUGCGGCAGGAGGGGCGCACGCCCAGCCCCCGCACCGUGCACACCUUCAACGUGGACCACAAGUCCAGCAAGGAGCUGCGGCAGUACCUCUCCAGCCUGGCGGAUCAGUGCAGCGGGGAGCCGGCGUCAGAGAGCCCCCUGGUGGUCAUCCUGGAUAACCUGCACCACGUCAGCUCCCUGGGGGAGAUCUUCAACGGCCUCUUCAGCAGCAAGUACCAGUACUGCCCGUACAUCAUCGGCACCAUGAGCCAGGCCACGUCCUCCGCCCCUAACCUCCAGCUGCACCACAACUUCAGGUGGGUGCUGUGUGCCAACCACCUGGAGCCGGUGAAAGGCUUCCUGGGCCGCUUCCUGCGCAGGAAGCUGAUCGAGACGGAGAUCGGCAGCCGCUCGCGCAACCUGGAGCUGGUGAAGGUCAUCGACUGGAUGCCACGCGUGUGGCACCACCUCAACCGCUUCCUGGAGGCACACAGCUCCUCCGACGUCACCAUCGGCCCCCGUCUGUUCCUCUCCUGCCCCAUGGACGUGGAGGGCUCCCGGGUGUGGUUCACCGACCUGUGGAACUACUCCAUCAUCCCCUACAUGCUGGAGGCCAUCAGGGAGGGGCUGCAGCUCUACGGUCGCCGGGCAGCCUGGGAAGACCCCGCCCACUGGGUGAUUGACACCUACCCCUGGUCGGCCACGCCCACCCCAGCCGAUUGGCCGCCGCUGCUGCAGCUCCGCCCAGAGGACGUGGGGUUUGACGGUUACUCCGCCCCAAGAGAGGGGGCCCGCAAAGACCCCCCCCAGAGCGACAGUGAUGCAGACCCGCUGAUGAACAUGCUGAUGAGGCUGAAGGAGGCGGCCACGUCCUCCAGCCCCCACAGCUACGACAGCGACUCCAACAGCAACAGCCACCAGGACGACCUGCUGGACUCCUCCCUGGAGUCCACCUUGUGACAGAAGUAACCCUCAGGCUCUGGGUUCACUCUCCGGUCACAUGGUGGUUGUUUUCUAAACCCUUUUUUUAUUUGCGUUGAGAAUGUGAAUGAUUGAUUUUCCUCCCCAAAAAAUGAAACAUGCCACCUUGGUUUGGAUGCGGGUCAUCCACACGGGACACUAAUGAAUGGACGAGUGCACAGAGAGAGAGAGAGAGAGAGUCACAGAGGAGUUGUGUUUCACUGUUUGUGUGUCCUAACCGCAGUGCCCCAGUGGCAUCUUUCCGAGACACCUGUGCUCCGAUUGUUCUUCAGAGUUAACGUUCACUAGAUCAUCGUCGAUACCUCCUCACUGGAGCAGCCGUGCGUCGCGUUUAAUGAGGAAACGCUGCCGUAAUAAUCAAUGGCUCCACUGGCCACCUUGCGUCGCGUCCAACGGCUCCGUCAAAGCCAAACACAUCGGCGGGCUUCAGUUGUCAUCGGCGAACACUAUCAUCCACUCACCACUGUCACUCAUAAAGGAUGACACCAUGGCAGGCGAAGUAAUUUGUUUGUGAACGCGCCCAGUGGAGAACGACCUGAGAUUCGGCCACCAACUGCAGUACGCCACUCCUCCCUGUAGAUGGCGCCACAGGUUCACCUCUACUGGAGCACCGCACGUUUCACGGCUGGGUUUGGAGCUACCAGCGUUCAACAGCACAAAGGAGAGGGUCAGUGGAUUGAUUUGGAAACGUUUUUUAUUUUUUAUUGUUUGGAAUGGAAGGGUGUUCAACGGGUGUGAUUCCCCUUCCCCUGCACGUGGGAAGUCACAACACUUCCCUUAUAGUUUAACGAGGCACUCUCUGUGUCUUUGCAUUGCAUUUCAUGGACUCACCCCUCAUCAAACCUUGAUGUCCUUGGGCCCUCAGGGGCCACCGUAGCACAAGUGUAUUUUGGUGCUGGACUGAACUGAAAAACCAAUGCCUUACUCUUUUGCUCUUUUGUAACAGACGAUGUGCAUUAGCUACUUGGUUACCUGUCUACAUAGCUGUAAGAGAAUUACAAUAUACACAAAACGUAUAGGGCUCGGUGCGCACUCUCCAGAGACCUGUGCUCUCACAGGUCCUCAGAGAGGCAACCUUUUUUUUUGUUCACGUCAGAAAGCAGUACCACAGAGUGGAAGAGGAGCAGGUGGAAAAGCAGGACUUUUAAAAGAUGUUUAAUCAAUGUGUAUGCAUGUUGAGACCCAGAUGUAAAUAUUUGGACAACCAGCAAAGAAAAUACUAAAGUAAAAGAGUUUAAAGUCAACUCCCCCAAUGUUGUGUAUCGGUGCGGUCGGGGGAAGAUAAGGAUAAUUCCUAUUUUCUGUCCAUACCUCAUCGUCCUUAUCUAUGGAACCUGUGUGCGCUUUGUGUCCAUGCUUGACUUCUGUUCCAAUCGGUGGUUUGUGAUGAACACACUAUUGCCACGCUAUACAUGUCGGAUCAGUUAUGUGAAAAAUAUUGUACGUUUGCUGCUUUGUUAAUAAAUAAUAGUGAUAUAAUUUACUUGGUGUUGAUGAUAUAAAGGUAACAGUGGCUGAUUAACAAAUAGCCCAGUGGUCGUUUCCAGAAGAGCAACAUAGAAUAUAACAGAUCAUAUAUGGCUCAUCUGGAGAUUAACCUGGCUCUAUUUCUUUUUGUACAUUAACGUCAUGAAGUCGCUUUAAGUCGCGUUUCGCUGUGCAGUCUCAGUGUAUAUCGGUCACCAAUCCUAUGCAAGAUUCAUUCCGCUGUCGAGAUGGAAGCCAAACCUCCACGGUGCUCCACUGCAUUCAAACAAGAGUUGUGAAUACUUUGUUCUUGUAGUUCUUUAACCACCACGAUAAUGUCUGUGCUUUUUUCUUUUCUUUUUUGAAGAUGCUCUCUGGCAAUGUUAACCGAAAGCACAACGGAAACAGAGCCUGUACUUCUGUUCAGUUUUGUAUUAAGCCUGUCUGGAGAAGGGUGGGAUGAGGCAUUGAAUUGAGGUACUUAACAAACCCUAAUGAAUGUUUAGCAUUUUCUGCUAUGUACAUUUUUAUAUGUAACAUAACUUUGUAAAUGACUGAUGACCUUGCGACCUUUGAUUACUUUUUCUAGAUGAUUUGUAACAGUACUUGAAAAAGGUGUAUUUUGUGUACAGUCUCUAUUCAUGGGGGCUGGUGCGGUGGAGUUUCCCAUCGCUGGCCUGUGCAGGGCUUGGAGAAUGAACUCUGAUUUCACUGUACUAGUCUUAAGUUAUUGUGAUUCAAUAAAAUUAAUGAUUAUUUAUGGUU